This is a messenger RNA of Verruconis gallopava, 1762 nucleotides long. RefSeq lists its product as uncharacterized. Gene Ontology annotation, molecular function: 1,3-beta-glucanosyltransferase activity. Lineage: Eukaryota; Fungi; Ascomycota; Dothideomycetes; Venturiales; Sympoventuriaceae. The transcript is spliced from 3 exons. Gene Ontology annotation, cellular component: fungal-type cell wall; cytoplasm. The record is from RefSeq and is a predicted model, not a curated record. Gene Ontology annotation, biological process: fungal-type cell wall (1->3)-beta-D-glucan biosynthetic process. The coding region runs from base 208 to 1641 and encodes 477 amino acids.
GUGGGGCCAUGCGCAAAUCGUUGGCGAUGGACCGCCCAAGGUUUCGUGCUGAUAAGUGAUUUAUGGACAUGGCUUUCGCGUCUCUCUAGAGCUGUCUUCUCCUUUCCUGCUUUCUGCUUUCUGCUUCUCAGUGUUUCUUCGUCCAUUCAUAAAAGGCUUUUUCAAUAAAUCACCGCUCGUUACAGUUUUUUUCGUAUUGAUGCGAGAAUGGCUCAACUUGGCCUGUUGUUAGCGACCUCCCUCCUUGUAACUCUCGCUUCUGCUGUAGAAUUCAUCACUGUGUCUGGUGGCAAUUUCAUCACAAACUCCACCGGCAAGCGAUUCUCUAUUAUUGGUGUUGAUUAUCAGCCAGGCGGCUCCUCCGGAUUUUCUACCACUGCGGAUCCACUCAGUGAUGCUACGACAUGUCUGCGAGAUGCUAUCAUGAUGCAGCAGCUUGGUGUCAACACCAUCCGAGUCUACAAUGUCGAUGCCAAUCUUGACCAUUCCGAAUGCGCGUCUAUCUUUAAUGCUGCAGGCAUCUACAUGAUCAUUGAUGUCAACUCCGGAUUGUAUGGAACGUACAUCGAUCGCACCGACCCGGCAUCUACCUACACUCUUCAAUAUCUUGAGCAUGUCUUCGGUGUCAUGGAAAAUUUUGCUCCAUUUCCCAACACGCUUGGCUUCUUCGCCGGAAACGAAAUCCUCAACCAAAACUCUUCAUAUGAAGCACCCAUGUACAUUCGCGCCGUGGUUCGUGAUAUGAAGGACUAUGCUAGUCACAAUCUCGGCCGAUCAAUUGGCGUUGGUUAUUCAGCAGCUGACGUGGACACGAUGCUGUCGGAUACUUGGAACUACUUGGGUUGCGACUUGGCGAAUAGCUCAACGUCAAACAUCGAUUUCUUCGGUUUGAACGACUAUGAAUGGUGCGGUGACUCUUCAUUCACACAGUCUGGUUACAACAAACUCGUGGAACUGUUCAGCGGAACAUCCAUACCUGUUUUCUUCUCCGAAUAUGGAUGCAACCAAGUUGAGCCACGUACAUUCACCAAUGUUCCAGUCCUUUACGGUAGUGAAAUGUCAGUUCUUUCAGGUGGCUUGGUCUAUGAGUAUUCCGAAGAAGGCAACAACUACGGUCUUGUCGACAUCAACUCAACGAGCGAGUUGACUGUGAUUGUGGACUACAACUACCUACAGGAAGAGCUUUCGCAGCUUGACAUUAAGUCUCUACAGUCGAUCAACUCAUCAGCAACUGCGGCUGCUGCCACGUCAUGCGCCCCUUCCCUCAUCACUGAAACUAACUUCUUGAAUGCUUGGGACCUUCCGACACCCCCGUCUGGCGCUGCAGCUAUGAUCACCAGCGGUGUUUCCACUGGCUUUGUCAAAGGAUCAGUUGUCGCUGUCACCGAGACGACUAUGCCGGCCACAGUCGUCAAUAAUACAGGCUCUACCAUUACGGGUCUCAGUCUGGUGCAGCUGAUGUGUACUGACAGCAACUACCCAGGUUUGAUCAAGGAUUACACCUCAACAAGCGUUUCUUGCAAUUACGCUACACCUGGACCAAGUGCAUCAGCCACAAAGAAGAGCGCUGCUGACAAACUGGAUGUUCGGGCUACAAGUGUGAUGCUGGCUGCGCUAGUGAUGCUUCUGACUUUGCUAUAGAUGUACUGUUAAUUGGAGUUCAUGGUGCAGGAGCUGGGGGAUCCUUACUGCUUCAGCACAAAAUUAGAAACAUUUUAUAAUUGCAAAAUGAUUUCCGGUCACAGUUUUGGCAGGAACAGGC